AUGCCUGUUCCGUUCGAGACUCUACUGCCCUAUGCCAUCAUGAUUGGCAUGUUUGGUGUUACAGGGACCGGCCUUGCCGUCGUCAAGACGUGGCGUAACGAAGGCAAGCGGCCACGAUACUCUCUGGACCAGUGGGAUAGACAAAGUUAG
Molecule: messenger RNA, 150 nt
Organism: Metarhizium brunneum ARSEF 3297
Lineage: Eukaryota; Fungi; Ascomycota; Sordariomycetes; Hypocreales; Clavicipitaceae
Source: RefSeq, a predicted model, not a curated record